This is a messenger RNA of Tricharina praecox, 3039 nucleotides long. RefSeq lists its product as uncharacterized. Gene Ontology annotation, cellular component: nucleus; site of double-strand break. The record is from RefSeq and is a predicted model, not a curated record. Lineage: Eukaryota; Fungi; Ascomycota; Pezizomycetes; Pezizales; Pyronemataceae. The transcript has 3 exons. The coding region runs from base 1 to 3039 and encodes 1012 amino acids. Gene Ontology annotation, biological process: double-strand break repair. Gene Ontology annotation, molecular function: ubiquitin-protein transferase activity; nucleosome binding.
AUGAACAACCCGUAUGGUCGUGCCUCGGCUUCCCCGAAACAGUCACAGUCUACAUCAUCGGUGGCGACCAAAAAGAGAUCAUCGUCGUCGAUUCGACGGGAUGAUGCCGAUGCCGGAGGAGGCGGUGUGGGUGUUGAGGGUUGGGUGGAUGACAACAAUGAUGCCAACAGGAAACGCUCCAUUAUCAAACGGAAUUCAAAGAGCCAGGUUAAUGCGGACGGAAUGCGGAUAAUGCCCAAGCCGGAAAGGGACCCCAGGGACGCCCUGAUCGCCGACUUGAAGACGGAUCUGGAAAAGUUGCGGAAAAUCUGCACUUGUGUCAUUUGUCAGGACCUGCUGUUCGAACCCUAUUUCUUCCAGUGUGGCCAUGUUUAUUGCUACGGGUGUAUCGUAUCAUGGGUUGCCCAGGCAAAAUCUAAGAAGCAGAGAUUCUGUCCGCAGUGUAGAAUGGCGGUUGCAACGGAGCCGGCGCCAGCGUAUAUGGUUCGAGACAUGAUUGAAACGUUCGUUCAUCGAGAGGAGUUAUUCUCACCGUCAUCCGGACUGGAGUUACGGAAGCAACAGAAAGAAAUGCAGCACCAAAUAAGAAGCGACAGGGCUCCCGGCGGCCCGGGACUUUUCAGAGGAAUAUUCACAAAUGCAAUCCUAUAUGGCAUCCGGGAUCCAGAAGACGAUGUUAUCCGGUGCCCUCGCUGUAUGUGGGAGGUGCAUGGCAGUCGAUGCGCAAAUCCGGAUUGCGGGGCGAGGGUUCACCAGCGCAGAGAUGGUCACGAGCUCGAGGACAGCGAAUCGGGAAGCGACACUGAGGAAGGCAGUGAGCCGGAAACAGAUGGCGGUAUUGGAGCUCCCGAUAGGUGGCCCGAAAGCAUCGUUGGCGAAGAGGAUGACUGGGAGGAUGCUGGAGAGGACGAUGACGAUGACGGUUUUGAUGAUAUUGAUGACGUGUCGGAUCGGCGGCGAUUCGCGCCAUAUGGAGGACCGGAGACUCGUUUCUUCGGACAGAAUCAGCGGCGAAUCGGCAACAGCCAAGAAGCGGAAGACACUGAUGAGGAUGAAGAUGAAGAUUCCGACGGUACUGUGGGAAGUUUAGCGGAUUUCAUCGAUGAUGAAAGCCCGCAGGUGUCGCGUAGGGUUCCUGGGCGAGGUGGUCCUUGGGCCUUAACUUCGUCCCCUGCUCAGGCAUCGUCACCGGCUCGGGCAUCAAUUACCGCAGCCCGGAGACAAAAUGCGCGGCCAAUCAUCGUUGAUGACGAUGACGAUGACGCGCAAUCUUCGUUUUCCGAAGCGUCUUCAAGACCAGCGGUCGGUACCAGGCGGAACAACCGCUACCAGAACACACGCCAUAUCUCGCUCUCAAGUGACUAUGAUGACGACGAGCAGAGCUUGCUGGAAUCGAAUGGAUAUCAGGCUCUUUUGGGCAACCAGACUGAUCACACUGCUACUGAGGACGAAGACGAUGGAUUCUCGAGCCCGCCCAUCCGGUCGAUGGUGGGAAGACGGAAUGGCGUUGGAAGAGGCAGCGGUCCUGGCAGCGUGUUUAGUGUUCCCGAGGAGGAUGAAUUCGGUGAUGCGGACGAAAGUGAGGAUCAAGAUGGCGAUGUCGUGAUGACCGGAAGCCAACAGAACAGAAACACUGGGACUGCGGCUAGACAGCAAGCUAGGCGGAGCAAUUCCGGUCAGACUUGGAGUCAGCCCGUCGAGGUGGAUUCGGCCAGUGAGUCCGAGGUGGCUGCUAGUCGUCGCCGUAGAAGAACGCCCACCCAGCAGGCAUCACAAGCGGCACGCAACAAUUACUUCUCCAAUCACCAGAGAAACGGAAAUGGAAAUGGAGGUUCUCGGAACAGGAAUAACCGGCCGAACAUGGAAGUGGAUCCCAGUAUUUUUGGCCUCUUCUCCCAACACGGCCAACAGCUCCGGGAGACCCAGUUUAACGCUCUCGGUCGCAAUUCAUCUUCGGUUUCCCCGGCAAGGUCUAUGACGCCCGUUCAACGCCCAGGAUCGGGUCGCCGUAGCAGUGCUGCAAACAGAGGAGGAACGCCCUUGUCGCCGCUUCGGGCAAUGCACGAUGCGACAAUGAUCUCCUCUUCUAUGCAAGCCUCGCCAAAUUCCACACCUCAGCGACAGGCACCCUCGUCCAUUCCCGGCACAUCCAGCCCAGCCCAAAUCACCCCCGGAAACAACAAUCCGUGGCAGCGCGGCCUAUCACUUUCUCCGCGACAGGGAGGCGUCAGUUAUGGUCACAGCAUCUUCUCGCAACUCCAGCCUCGGCGAAUCAGCAGUCCUGCUGUCAGAGUCCGUUCCAGGACGUCGAAUAGGGAACUUCGAUCCGGAUCAGGCUCACGUAUGGGGAUGCGCAAUAACUCCAAUACACCCACCUCCCCACAUGCGCAAUCGUCGUCGUUCGCCGGUGGUACAUCGAUAGCAGGCUUACAAGGCAGAGUUCCGCCUCCGCCGCCGACACAGCAGCCACAGCACAACCAGCCAACGGUGCAGCAACGGCAGCAACUGCAACAAAUGCAACAGCAGCAGAUACUACAACGUCAGCGUCAACAGCAGAUCGACCAGCAGAUCCAGCAUCAGAUCCAGCAGUCGCAGUCGCAGCAGUCGCAGCAGUCGCAGCAGUCGCAGCAAUCGCCGCAUCAAUCACCACAGCAACGUCACCAGCAACUCCACCAGCAGCAGCAGCAACGCCAACGCCAACCUCUAUCGGCUCCUCCGCAGAUUCCACCCAGACCAGGGCCAGAUGGCCCGAAUCGGGGCGUGACACCGGAAGACAUCAGGGCACGAGGCGAGCUGAUCAGGCAACAGCAGCUCAGGAUGAUUAAUGGAGGCGGACCGCUGCGGCCAAGUUCUGGAGAGGGAACCAAUGGUGGUGGAAACGGAAGCAAUGGCUCGUCACCGAGCAAUGCUGGGGCGGACAUGUCCGACAACCACCGACGAGGAGGCAGGCUGGGCGCAUUGAUCGGGGGCGGGCCGGCGGAUCAGAGGGGAGGAGGUCCAAUGUUGGUCGUGGGACGGGAUGAUGACCACACAUUCUAA